AGCUACAGUACUGCUGUGUCUUUCUGUUCCUCAGAGAUGUAGUCUGUAGUGUCGUCUGUCGGCAGACUCUGAGGUCUCACUAUGCUGCUUUAUCUGCUGCUGACCAUCUCACUAACAAACAUCAAUGGCCAGAUAGACCCAGCUCACUGUCGUUAUCCUCUCGGUAUGGAGGAUGGGAGGAUCAAAAACGAUGACAUCUCUGCCUCCAGCCAGUGGUAUGAAACCACAGGCCCUCAGUAUGCAAGGUUAAACCGUGAGGAGGGGGACGGCGCCUGGUGUCCUGCUGGUCAACUGCAGCCCUCAGACGUUCAGUAUCUUCAGCUUGACCUUCGUCAGCUCAUCUUCCUCACCGUGGUCGCUACGCAGGGUCGUUACGCGCGCAACUCCGGCAACGAGUUUGCGCGCAAAUACCGCCUGGAGUACAGUCGCGACGGACACCGCUGGAUCUCCUGGAGAAAUCGCUUUGGUAGUGAGACUAUAAUGGGCAAUAUAAACACCUACGACUCUGUGGUGAGAGACCUCCAUCCUCCCAUCAUCACUCGAUUCUUACGCUUGAUUCCCGUCACUGAUGCCAUACACACUGUGUGUAUGAGAGUAGAGCUGUUCGGAUGUGCCUGGCAGGAUGGCCUGACGGCGUACAGCUCUCCAGAGGGCCAGACCAUGAUGCCUCCUGGCUAUCCCAUUACACCUCUCAACGACUCCACGUACGACGGGGCCCUGGAACGCAGGAAGCUGUCUGGGGGUCUGGGUCAGCUGACGGAUGGUGUGAUCGGUCAGGAUGACUUUGUACAGAGAAGACUGGACCGCUUGUGGCCCGGAUAUGACUACGUGGGCUGGAGGAACGACAGCUUGGGCCCUGGAUAUGUGGAGAUGGAGUUCCAGUUUGACAGACAACGAAACUUCACCUCCAUGAAGGUCCACAGUAAUAACAUGUUCUCUCGGGGGGUGAAGAUCUUCGCGUCCGUGUCCUGUGUGUUUAAGCUGCACCUCAUUUCUGAGUGGGAAGCAGAACCGGUGGAGUUUCACACCGUUCUAGACGACAGGAACCCAAGCGCGCGUUACGUGACGGUCCCGCUGAAGCACAGAUCGGCUGCGGCAUUGCGAUGCCGCUUCUACUUUGCUGACACUUGGAUGAUGUUCAGCGAGAUCUCGUUUCAGUCUGCAACUAAUGUGCUUCCUACCCAGAAGCCCCCAUUGUUGACCCCUCCUUCUUACGAGGUUAACAGCAAACUACCACAAACUACACAAAAAACAGAGGACCAGACUACAGCAAAUCCACCCAAACCAGGCUCUCCUGAAGAGGGCAGUACAUCGAUUCUGAUUGGCUGUCUGGUGACUAUUAUUCUUCUACUAGUGGUGAUCAUCUUCCUGAUUCUGUGGUGCCAAUAUGUCUGCAAAGUCCUGGAGAAGGCUCCGAGGCGUAUUUUGGAGGAGGAGGUGACCGUGCGUUUGUCCUCUAGCAGCGACACAAUAAUUCUGCAGACUCCCCCGGUGCCCCCGCGCAUCUCCCUCGACCCGCCCUACGAGAGGAUCUUCCUGCUGGACCCCCAGUAUCAGGAUCCUGCUGCGCUCAGGAAACUUCCCGAGCUGUCGCGAAGCGCAGAAGCUUCUGCCUGUAGCGGAGGAUAUGCCGAACCUGACGUGACCCUGUGCACCCCUCACCAGUGUUUUCAGAGCAGCGUGCCGCACUACGCUGAAACCGACAUCAUCAGCCUGCAGGGCGUCACCGGCAGCAACAUGUACGCCGUUCCGGCCCUCACCGUAGAUUCCCUGACGCGGAAGGACAUCUCUGUGGCCGAGUUCCCACGAGAGAGGCUGCUGUUCAGAGAGAAGCUCGGAGAAGGCCAGUUUGGUGAGGUUCAUCUGUGCGAAGCCGAGGGGAUGCAGGAGUUCGCGAAGGACCCUCGCGGCCACAUCAGCGAUGAGCCGAUGCUCGUGGCGGUCAAGACCCUGAGAGAGGACGCGAACAAAAACGCGAGGAACGACUUCUUGAAAGAGAUCAGGAUCAUCUCACGGUUAAGAGACCCGAACAUCAUUCGCCUGUUGGCGGUGUGCGUUGAGAGCGAUCCGCUGUGCAUGAUCACGGAGUACAUGGAGAACGGAGACCUCAAUCAGUUCCUGUCCCGCCGUGAGAUGCAGGACGAUGGAGUUUCGGCUGGCGAAUCGGCUACCAUCAGCUACAGAGUACUGAUUCACAUGGCCUCCCAGAUUUCCUCGGGAAUGAAGUAUCUGUCCUCCCUGAAUUUUGUUCACCGCGAUCUCGCUACACGCAACUGUUUAGUGGGCACAAAUAACACCAUUAAGAUCGCUGACUUCGGCAUGAGCCGCAACCUGUACCGCGGAGAUUACUACCGCAUACAGGGAAGAGCAGUUCUCCCCAUCCGCUGGAUGUCCUGGGAAAGCAUCCUACUGGGCAAGUUCACUAUGGCCAGUGAUGUGUGGGCAUUCGGGGUGACCCUGUGGGAGAUUCUGACCCUGUGUAAAGAGCAACCGUACGCCCAGUUCACAGACGAACAGGUGAUCGAAAACACGGGAGAGUUCUUUAGAGACCAAAACAAACAGAUCUAG
Puntigrus tetrazona (Sumatra barb) is the source of this 2568-nucleotide messenger RNA. Its product is annotated as discoidin domain-containing receptor 2-like. The transcript is spliced from 16 exons. Gene Ontology annotation, biological process: positive regulation of kinase activity; protein phosphorylation; cell surface receptor protein tyrosine kinase signaling pathway. Bases 82 to 2568 code for a protein of 828 amino acids. Gene Ontology annotation, cellular component: signaling receptor complex; membrane. The record is from RefSeq and is a predicted model, not a curated record. NCBI's taxonomy places the organism in Eukaryota, Metazoa, Chordata, Actinopteri, Cypriniformes, Cyprinidae. Gene Ontology annotation, molecular function: collagen binding; ATP binding; protein tyrosine kinase collagen receptor activity.